Molecule: messenger RNA, 2637 nt
Organism: Aureobasidium namibiae CBS 147.97
Lineage: Eukaryota; Fungi; Ascomycota; Dothideomycetes; Dothideales; Saccotheciaceae
Exons: 2
Coding region: 1-2637 (878 amino acids)
Biological process (GO): proteolysis; peptide catabolic process
Cellular component (GO): cytoplasm
Molecular function (GO): peptide binding; metalloaminopeptidase activity; zinc ion binding
Source: RefSeq, a predicted model, not a curated record
AUGUGUCGCCGCGACGCUGAUGCAACGGGUGCCAACCUCGACAUUGCCAAAGGUCGCGAGGUCCUGCCCAAGAAUGUCAAGCCCCUCCACUACCACCUGACUCUGGAGCCCAACCUCGAGACCUUCGAGUAUGAGGGCAAGGUCGUUAUUGAUCUCGAUGUCGUCGAGGACACCACUUCCAUCUCGCUGAACACGAUUGAUCUCGACAUCAAGUCCUCCGAGGUUCACUCCGGCUCGAAGCUCAUUACCUCCUCGCCCAAGCUCUCCUACGAUGAGAACACCCAAACCACGACCGUUUCGUUCGAUGACACCAUCCCCGCUGGCCACAAGGCUACCCUUACACAGACCUUCAAGGGUACCCUCAAUGCCAACAUGGCUGGCUUCUACCGCUCGAGCUACAAGGGCGAGGAUGGCAGCGACAAGUACAUUGCCACCACUCAGAUGGAACCCACCGAUGCUCGCAGGGCCUUCCCCUGUUUCGACGAGCCCGCCCUCAAGGCCGAGUUCACCAUUACCCUGAUCGCCGACAAGAAGUUGACUUGCUUGAGUAACAUGGAUGUUGCCAAUGAGAAGGACGCACACAACGGAAAGAAAGCCGUCACCUUUAACAAGAGUCCCCUCAUGUCGACCUACCUUUUGGCCUUCAUCGUUGGUGAGCUCAACAUGAUCGAGACUGAUGCAUUCAGACUUCCUGUACGUGUCUUUGCAACCCCCGACAAGGACAUUGAGCAUGGUCGUUUCUCUUUGGAGCUUGCAGCCAAGACUCUGGACUUCUACGAGACCAAGUUCAACAGCAAGUUCCCUCUUCCCAAGAUGGACAUGGUUGCCAUUCCCGACUUCAGCGCUGGCGCUAUGGAGAACUGGGGCCUGGUCACUUACCGCGUUGUUGACCUUCUGUUUGAUGAGAAGACCAGCAGUGCCUCUACCAAGCAGAGAGUUGCCGAAGUCGUGCAGCACGAGCUUGCUCACCAGUGGUUCGGCAACCUCGUCACCAUGGACUUCUGGGAUGGCCUCUGGUUGAACGAGGGCUUCGCCACAUGGAUGUCGUGGUACUCUUGCAACGAGUUCUACCCUGAGUGGAAGGUGUGGCAGGGCUACGUCACGGAUAACCUCCAAAGUGCUCUCGCUCUCGACUCUCUGCGCAGCUCUCACCCUAUUGAGGUUCCUGUCAAGCGUGCCGAUGAGAUCAACCAGAUCUUCGACGCCAUCUCAUACUCGAAGGGAUCUUGCGUUCUCCGCAUGGUCUCCAAGUACCUCGGCGAGGAGACUUUCAUGGAGGGUGUUAGACGCUACCUGAAGAAGCACGCCUUCGGCAAUACCCAGACUAACGACCUUUGGGCUGCUUUGAGCGAUGCUAGCGGCAAGGAUGUUGAGAAGAUCAUGGAUAUCUGGACCAAGAAUGUCGGUUUCCCUGUUGUUAGCGUUACCGAGGAUGCCAAGAACAACUCUGUCCACGUCAAGCAAAACAGAUUCUUGCGUACUGCAGAUGUCAAGCCUGAGGAGGACAAGGUUCUGUACCCUGUAUUCCUUGGUCUCCGUUCCGCCGACGGUGUUGAUGAGGAGCUCACACUUGAUGGCCGUGAGAGAAGCUUCAAGGUCAAGGACCUCGACUUCUACAAGAUUAACGCAGACCACUCGGGUAUUUACAGAACUUCGUACUCUCCUGAGCGCCUUCAGAAGCUUGGAGAGGCUGCCAAGAAGGGUCUUCUCACUGUUGAGGACAGAGCCGGCAUGAUUGCCGACGCCGGUGCUCUUGCUGCGUCUGGCUACCAGAAGACCUCUGGUGUUCUCUCUCUGCUACAGGGCUUCGACACGGAGCCCGAGUUUGUCGUUUGGGACGAGCUUACUGCCCGCAUCGCUUCGGUACGCGCAGCUUGGGUCUUCCAGGACGACAAGGUCAAGGACGCCCUCAAGGCUUUCCAGCGUGAUCUUGUCGCCAAGAAGUCGCACGAGCUUGGCUGGGACUUCAAGGAGAGUGAUGGCCACAUUGAGCAGCAGUUCAAGUCGCUGCUUUUCAGCAGUGCAGCUCUCUCGGGUGACGAGAAGACCAAGGCAGCAGCGCUCGAGAUGUUUGAGAAGUUCAAGAACGGUGACAGAUCAGCUAUCCACCCUAACUUGCGUGGCGGAGUGUACGCCGUUGCUCUCCAGAAUGGAGGCGAGGCCGAGUACGAUGCUAUCCUGGACGAGUACAGAACCGCCAAGGUGGCCGAUGAGCGCAACACAGCACUGCGUUCGAUCGGACGUGCUAGACAACCCGAACUCAUCAAGCGCACACUUGCCAUGGCUCUCAGCAAGGAGGUCAAGGACCAAGACAUCUACCUUCCUCUUGGUGGUCUUCGUUCGCACAAGGAGGGUAUUCUCGCACUGUGGGACUGGGUCAAGGUCAACUGGGACACUAUCUACAAGAAGCUUCCUCCUGGUCUCAGCAUGCUCGGCAGUGUGGUCAGCCUCUGCACUAGCAGCUUCACCAGCGAGAAGCAGAUUCAGGAAAUUGAUGCGUUCUUCAAGGAGCGCAGCACAAAGGGCUUCGACCAGAGUCUUGCACAGAGCUUCGAUGCAAUUAGAGCAAAGGAUGGCUGGUUGAAGAGAGAUGCUGAAGAUGUAGAGGCAUGGCUCAAGGCCAACAAGUACCUGUAA